Neurospora tetrasperma FGSC 2508 is the source of this 1746-nucleotide messenger RNA. RefSeq lists its product as uncharacterized. The coding region runs from base 1 to 1413 and encodes 470 amino acids. The record is from RefSeq and is a predicted model, not a curated record. NCBI's taxonomy places the organism in Eukaryota, Fungi, Ascomycota, Sordariomycetes, Sordariales, Sordariaceae. The transcript has 3 exons.
AUGUCCUCCCCCAACACACUGACCGUUCCGGACGAAGGUACAAGGCCCUCUUCCGGAAUUGUCGACACAAACCCUUCUCGCAACACGGCGGAAACUCCAGUGUCCCUCAGCCAUGAAGGCGAGAGCCCGUCGCCAUCCCAAGCUGUCACUAAUGCUACUCCUGAGACCACCUAUACGACCACCUCUAGCUCAAGUGUGACCAGUGGAGUGGUUUCGGACAUUGAAUCAUCGACAUCUCUGACCGGUACGGAAAUCAUGGCCAUGCGUCGGCAAAGAACAGUCAAUCGCAUUAUGCAACACUUUUGCCAAUACUUGGAUUGGAUAUCGAAAGGCAAUGCUGUUCGAGCAUCAACUGAGCCUUUUCACCAGACGUCGUCCCAGUCUCUGCCAAGGGCAUCUUUGCCCAAUUCCACACGAUGCGACAACAUACCAGCUGUAAAUACGGAACUUCCUGGACCAGAAUCUCUUGAGAACGCCGAAUCGCUCUGCCUCCAGCAGCUCACGUUGUUCGACGAUAUUACCUCGAAGAACGACCCCUUCAUGAGUAUCACUAGUGGGUCAAGAGAUUCCGGUGUUGAUGUGUCGUAUAGCGCAGGUUCUUCAGGGGAACCUUUCAAGGAAGGGCGUUCGGGCGAGUGCUUGCCAGAUCCAUGGACCGCAUUAGAACUCCCUGUACCGGCUACCUCUAGAGACAGCGAAGACCUCCGCCUCUUCAAAAACUUGCCUGGUGGGUUUCUAACGAAUCAUAUCUCUGUACCAUGGUAUCCUUCAGUGCUUGAGCUCGAUGAUGGACCCGAACCUUCAACCAAAGUCAAUGGCAUUUUGCACGACUCAACUCCUACUCCCACAAUGCACCUUGCUGUCAACACUAUGAGGAGUGAAAUCGGACGCCCGGUCAAUGAUACCAACCAAAGCAAUGGAAUACGAAAGCAUGCGGCCGAGGAUGACGGUGACCACGAUGGCAGACGGAAGAGACAGAAAGUAGACGAUGGCCGGAAGUUUGCUUACCCCUUUUUCAAAAGGAAUGCGCGCAAGUAUUCCAAGUGGACGUCUUGUCCAGGACCGGGCUGGGAGGAGAUUCACCGCGUCAAGUAUGCCAUCCCCACGGGCAAUUAUGCGACUCAUUUAUACCGACGUCACGAACUCAUCCAGUGCCCGCGCUGUUGGAGCACCCACAAGAACAACAAGUCGCUCGUUGCCCAUCUCCAAACAGAUCCAUCCUGCGAGAAACAGCCAAACUUGAGUAUAGUUGAUGGUGUUACUCCGGAACAAAAGGAGAAACUGCUCAGUCGCAAAAAGACGCAUGGUGACAUGACAGACGAGGAGAAAUGGCGUCACAUGUACAUGAUCUUGUUUCCGGAUGACGAUAAAGACUCAAUUCCAUCGCCCUGUAAGCCUUCGCUUCUUGUGUGAUUGAAUACAAUAAUGUGCCCAGACCGUUGACAGUUCUCAAUUCACAGAUUAUGAGGAGUCAGACGGCAGCGAAUUGGAGGAUUAUGCGAGGUUCAUGCGGAGAGAAAUGCCUCCGAUUGUCCGAAGGGAACUUGAAGGCUUGCCUGACCAGGAUUUCCAGAACAGAGAGCGCUUAAUGGCGCGGCUGGUUGAAAUCAUAUCAAACCUGCAAUUGAGGUUACUUGAUGUAUACCGACAGUCACCAGCAUCUGGACACGACCCGCGACCGCAACCUACAGAAGUGGAUUUCUCCCACGGCAAACCAAGGGCGAGCGGCAGUGGAUCGGGUACGAC